This is a messenger RNA of Paramuricea clavata, 1910 nucleotides long. Lineage: Eukaryota; Metazoa; Cnidaria; Anthozoa; Malacalcyonacea; Plexauridae. The record is from the annotation of a GenBank genome assembly.
AUGGAAAAGCAAGAAUCUAGCGAAGAAUCGACAAAAGCGACAGUUAGUUCGCAAAGGAGAUGCAUAAAGCAUUUCGGCGAAGUUUUUGGCUAUAUACCGGGCUCAACUUUGCAGUAUGAUACUGACCGCUCUCAAGUGAUAAAACUGAAGCUGCCGGCUUUAAAUGUUGGCGUUUUCGGCCGGAUUGCAGCAGGGAAAUCGUGCUUUAUUAACACGGCAGAAAGCGUGCUCUCUGGAGAAUACAGCGAUCGUGCAGGGGAAAAUAGGCUCGCCAAGGAAGGGGAUAAAUGCAUAUUGGAAGCCACCACUGCGGAGAGGAUUAAGGUUCGGGUAGGACAGAAAAUGUGUUUGGUUGAUAAUCGGGGAUUUCCGAAGAAAUGCGACGAGAGUAUUGCUGAAGAAGUUGUGAAACAGUGUGGUAAGCCGAGGGUUAAAUGCAUUUUAUUCGUAUAUUUAAAUUCGCGCGUAUUCGAAUCCAUAAGCGCGCAAAACCUGCAAAGGCCCAAUUCCACUCAAGAAAAAUUUCCACGGACCGAAAAUUUUCCGAAAAUAUGAAAAGUUUUCAACUUCAACAUUUUUUCCGACGGAAAAUUUAGUGUCGACGGCCAAUCAUAUUUUACACAAUUUUCUUUCUGCGGAAAAUUUUCUCAGUUGAGUGGUAAAGGCUAGUUUCUACUCAGGAAAAUUAUCCGUGGAUUGGAACGGACAAGAAAAUUAUUCUUUGUGUUAAAGUCAUUAAUAGUUCCAACCCAGAGCUCGCAAGACAAAGAAAAAUUUUCUUGUCCGUUCAAAUCCACGGAUAAUUUCCCGGAGUGGAAACUAGCCUUAAUGGCCCGGGCCUUUAAAUUUAGCGAAAAAUAUUAACCCGCGCAAAAAAGUUUGAUACCCUAAGCGUGUAUGAUACUGACAGUAAGAUGUAUUGCUGUCAAUUAAAAUACGAGAUUUUUUAUUGGUUAACUUUCAGUCGCACUACCUUUUUAUACAACGGCCUAGUCCUAGGCCUUCCUGCGUACUGGAUUGGAUUUUGAACCGCGGGAGAAGGCCAAUAGCAAAAUUCGUCAAAUUGCUGUUAAUAUCCUCUCAACAAUUUAACCCAUUGAGCGUGUGAAAAGUCGUUUGGCGUUAGACAGAGUAAAAUAAUAAAUUAGGGCAUAAUGAAACCUAAUUGGUUAAAAAAAAUUUAAAUAUCAGUGGAGGUUAUUUCAUAAAACACCGGACAUUUUUAUUAUUUAACGACGGUGGCCUUUUCAGUAAUCUGUUUUUCAAAGUGCCUAAUAAAUGUUAGGGGUACAUUAUUGUGGGUUUUGUUUAUAUCUUUUCAGACGGUACCAGAAAAUUCGGUAGUUUUGUUCCCGAAGAUUGGAACAGUUCUCCUUGGCAGAAGUUCAAAGAUUCUAUUUCUGGUUCAUUUCGAAGGCGAUCACUUAAGCAACGGGUCCAUUGUGCCAUAUUAGUGUACAGGUGACAUGCAUAUAUUCAUGAAUUGUUAAUGAGUUAUUAUCGCGAAAUGUAUAGUGUGCACGACUUUUGAAAAGAUUGGAGAGAUAACAUAACAUAUAACAGUUAUGUUAUGGACAAUAGACUAUUGAGGGCUGUUUAUAUGAGACGGUUGAAUAUAAUAGAGUCACGAUCUAUCUCAACGGCCAGUUUAUAAUAGUUUAUACCUGUAAACCACAUAUAAAUCAUAAGUAUUCUCUAGUUAUAAUCACUCCGCGUAGUUUCAGUUCUACAAUGUUGUAUUUAGGCUUGUAUAUGCGAGAAAGAUCGUGACAAGCAAUUUCUUGCAAGAGGUCUAAUGCAGGAAAACUAUACAUAAACAUUCUAACUUUAUUUUUGGUUUUAUAGCUUACAUGACGACACAGAACCUGAAGAAUUUAAACUUAUAAUUGAUGUUCUACGAAAAUCUUGUG